UCGCGCGUUUGUGACGUCACAUUGCGGAAACGUGUGUCGCACAUGAGGAUAAAAGCACGAACUGUAAAGAGCAGUUCUCUCUCCAGGAAACAUGGGGAAGAAUAAACUCAAAGGGUCGAAACAGAAGAACGUCUUUCGAGUGGUGAAGAAACAGCCGAAGAACAAGAACAAAACCAAACCCAUCACCACGACACUCAAACACAUCAAUGCGGUGAAAAAUGAGAAGGUGGCGAGCCUCGAUCAGAUGUUCACAGAAGUCCAGAGGGACGUUCAGAGUGUUUCCAAGUCUGUCGCUCCCAAACCGAAGAAACAAACACAGGUCGUCAGGGAGCCGCCCAAGGAAUCUGUGAAUGUGGACAAUGCUGCUCAGCUUUUCUCUCAGCUGUAACGCACCCGGAGAGAAAAGGACUGUGAUGAAUUACAUUCAUGAAAGGGUUGAGCCGCUUCUCUUUGCUCAUUUUCCAGUUUUUGAAGUCAGGUCUCAGAGGAGCCGCUGGUUUACUUCCAGUGAAAUUGGACUUUUCAGGCCCGAGACACAGACUCUGCAGAUGAGUCUGAAAAGAGAGGAGGUGCGGUUGAGGCGCGUUGUUAAAAACGUGUCUUUAAUUUAAUCAUCCUGUGUUUCCUGUGCAAAGACGAGUCUGAGCAUCAUCAUUAGUGAUACUGUGUCGGAAAUAUAGGAUUUUCUUUUGUUUUCAUUGACUUAGUGUUCCUGUAGAAAUAUCUUCUUUAUUACGGCUGCAGUUAAUGAUCAUUUUCUUGAUUGAUUCAUGACUUGUUUUGUUUUUAAAUGAUCCGAAAAUAAUGAAAUAACUGCUCAUAAUAAAAUCCCAGAGCCCGGAUGGAUUAUCAUCAAACUGUUUCUUUGUAGGUCAGCGGCCCAAAACCAAAUAAACAUUCCCCUGACUGUCAAAUAUCAGAACAUAAGAAAAAAGAUGGAAUUAGUGAAUGAAAUGAUUCAUCUGCUAAGAAAAGAAACACCAUGUGGUUUUCUGAUGACUAAUGUUGAUGUGUUUUAUCUCCAUCAAACAGUGUUGACAUGUUUUGCAUCAUAUUAAAUCCUUCACCAUGA
Molecule: messenger RNA, 1072 nt
Organism: Pleuronectes platessa (European plaice)
Lineage: Eukaryota; Metazoa; Chordata; Actinopteri; Pleuronectiformes; Pleuronectidae
Gene: rbis
Product: ribosomal biogenesis factor
Exons: 4
Coding region: 92-388 (98 amino acids)
Biological process (GO): ribosome biogenesis
Cellular component (GO): nucleolus
Source: RefSeq, a predicted model, not a curated record